This is a messenger RNA of Lathyrus sativus (Indian pea), 1014 nucleotides long. Lineage: Eukaryota; Viridiplantae; Streptophyta; Magnoliopsida; Fabales; Fabaceae. The record is from the annotation of a GenBank genome assembly.
AUGGAUACUUUUUGUCACGUUCCCCCAGGGUUUAGGUUCCAUCCCACAGAUGAGGAACUUGUUGAUUACUACCUAAGAAAAAAAAUAGCAUCUAGAAGGAUUGAUCUUGAUGUCAUAAAAGAUGUUGACCUUUACAAAAUUGAACCAUGGGAUCUUGUAGAGCUUUGCAGAAUAGGAACAGAAGAACAAAAUGAAUGGUACUUUUUUAGCCAUAAAGAUAAAAAGUAUCCAACAGGGACAAGAACAAAUAGGGCAACUGCAGCUGGAUUUUGGAAAGCAACUGGACGAGACAAGGCAAUUUAUAGUAAGCAUGAUUUGAUUGGAAUGAGGAAAACAUUGGUGUUUUAUAAAGGUAGAGCUCCAAAUGGACAAAAGUCAGAUUGGAUAAUGCAUGAGUAUAGGCUUGAGUCAGAUGAAAAUGGCACACCACAGGAAGAAGGAUGGGUUGUGUGUAGAGUAUUCAAGAAAAGAGUAACAACAACACUUCGCAAAAUGAGUGAACAUGACUCUCCUUGUUGGUACGAUGAUCAAGUUUCUUUCAUGCAAGACAUGGACUCACCAAAUCAAACCUCUCAACCAAAUUUAAUCUACCAACAACUUCCAUAUCCUUGCAAAAAAGAGCUAGACAAUUCACCAUACCAAAACCUACCUCGUGACCAUUUUCUCAAUCUCCCUCUUCUACAUAGUCCAAAGCUUACUAUAGAUCAUACAAAUUUAAAUUCCAUGAUUCCUUCACCAAUGCUACUACAAGAAGAACAACAUGUCUUGCAAGCUAAUCAACAAAACUUUCAUGCUAUGUAUGGAAACAAUUCCGAUGUCGACGAUCAAGUAACCGAUUGGAGAGUUCUUGACAAGUUUGUUGCUUCACAACUUAGUCAAGAUGCAACAAAGGACGACAAUGACAACAUGUUUCAUGGCAAUGUUGAAUUCGGAAAUUCGGAGAAACAAGAAAUGGUGGAUCAUGAAAAUGCCUCAACAUCAAACUCAAGUUGUCCUAUUGAUAUGUGGAAAUAG